CUCAUCACAGACAAGACAACUUCUUCACGUAAUCUACCGCUCACCCACCCCGGCUCCGAGUAGAAGGAAACUGGAAGCACAACUGUCCGCAACCUUUGGUGCUGAAACAGUACCACUGGAUAAGAGGGCGGAGCAGUGGGAACUGUCCCGGGUUUUUUUUUUUUGGUGCUUAAUUGAGCAGUCUUCCCUGGGUCAGAGAGAGGCUUACCGCUCGUCUACUGGUAUUCCCCCACGCUCUGCUUCUCAAAAGCGAGCAGGCGCAGUCUCCAGGCUCGGUUGCGAACUGUUUCGGGCGCAGAGUUUGAUCAGCUCCCGAUGGCGUUCAUGGUGAAGUCCAUGGUGGGCAGUCAGUUGAAGAAUCUCACCAAGGGGUUAGGAGGGGGUGACGAGAAACCCGAAGGCGAGAGCUCUGAAGCGGCGGCACAAGGGAUGACUACGGAAGAGUUGGAAGAGUACCAGAAGCAGCUGGUGGAGGAGAAGAUGGAGCGGGAUGCUAGUUUUGCACAGAAGAAGGCAGAGAGAGCCACAGUACGAAGUCAUUUCCGGGAUAAGUACAGACUGCCAAAGAAUGAGCUGGAUGACACUCAGAUCCAGCUGGCGGGUGAUGAAGUGGAGCUGCCAAAAGAGCUGGCCAAGAUGAUCGCGGAAGACAACGAGGAGGAGGAGGUGAAGGACUCGGUCAUCGGGCAGCUGGCCAGCAUCCAGAACCUGGACCUGGACUCUCUGAAGGACAAAGCACAGGCCACCAUCGAGGAGCUCAAGCAGACUGCAGAGAAGUGCAGCGUGAUGUGAGUGAGUGAGCUCUGUCUCUCUCUCAUACACGCUCACUAACCCUAACCCUAACCCUCUCUCUGUCACACACACACUCUCACUACCCUAACCCUCUCUCUCUCACACAUACACACUCACUACCCUAACCCUCUCUCUCUCAAUCACUCUCACUAACCCUAACCCUCUCUCUCUCACACACACACACUCUCACUACCCUAACCCUCUCUCUCUCACACACACACACACACUCUCACUACCCUAACCCUCUCUCUCGCACACACACACUCUCACUAACCCUAACCCUCUCUCUCACACACACACUCUCACUACCCUAACCCUCUCUCUCUCACACACACACUCACUACCCUAACCCUCUGUCUCAAUCACUCUCACUAACCCUAACCCUCUCUCUCUCUCAAUCACUAUGUCUCACUCUCUCAUUAUCUCUUUCAAUCUCACUCACUCUCUCACUCACUCAUUCUCUCUCUCACUCCCUCACUCACACACACACACACACACACACACUCUGACCUCACACACACACACUCUCACCUCACACACACACUCUCACCUCACACACAUAUGCACACACUGACCUCACACACACACACUGACCUCACACACACACACACUCUGACCUCAUACACACACACACUCUGACCUCAUACACACACACACACAUACUCUGACCUCAC
Acipenser ruthenus (sterlet) is the source of this 1466-nucleotide messenger RNA. It is a transcript of the gene cplx3a, whose product is annotated as complexin 3a. Gene Ontology annotation, cellular component: terminal bouton; SNARE complex. The record is from RefSeq and is a predicted model, not a curated record. Bases 316 to 792 code for a protein of 158 amino acids. The transcript is spliced from 3 exons. NCBI's taxonomy places the organism in Eukaryota, Metazoa, Chordata, Actinopteri, Acipenseriformes, Acipenseridae. Gene Ontology annotation, biological process: regulation of neurotransmitter secretion; neurotransmitter transport; synaptic vesicle exocytosis. Gene Ontology annotation, molecular function: syntaxin binding.